AUGGCGGCAGAUCAUGAACGUCAGUUACUGAGUUUAGCAAUACAUGAAUUUUACGAAAUCAUGUUUUCAUCUUCAUCGGAAGAAAGUGAGGACAAUGACGAAGAAAUGUUUCCAAAUUUAUUCAAGCAAAAAGAGCCAAUUCCACGGAUACCAAAUUACUUUGAGGUUAUCGUGCCUCAGUAUACAGCCGAACAGUUUAAAUCGCAUUUCAGUAUGCUGCUUGCUAGUCAUUUUUUGCCAUGCAUGAAGGCCUUUCGCUAUCAAAAUGCUAUGAACGGCAAAAAGUCCUUGCCUGGAAAUACAUGGCCCAAGUUGACACGAAAAAAGCCUGGUUGUCCGACGAUACCUCCUGAUAAACAACUCCUAAUUGCUAUUUGGAAAAUGGCAACUCCAGACUCAUACAGGUCAAUUUGUGUGAAAUUCAAUGUUGGACAAGCAACUGCACUGAAGUCCGUGAGAAGAGUGACUAAAGCCUUAACAGAUUUGUCUCCUGUUUUCAUUACCUGGCCUAAUGAAGGAAGAGCGAAUGAAAUAUCCAAUGGUUUUCAUGCCACCACUGGUUUCCCAAAAGUUGUUGGAGCAAUAGAUGGGUCACAUAUCAACAUUCCCGCCCCACGUAAUGAUUCAGAAUCUUAA
Molecule: messenger RNA, 636 nt
Organism: Diprion similis
Lineage: Eukaryota; Metazoa; Arthropoda; Insecta; Hymenoptera; Diprionidae
Exons: 4
Coding region: 1-636 (211 amino acids)
Source: RefSeq, a predicted model, not a curated record